Molecule: messenger RNA, 1317 nt
Organism: Puntigrus tetrazona (Sumatra barb)
Lineage: Eukaryota; Metazoa; Chordata; Actinopteri; Cypriniformes; Cyprinidae
Gene: atp6v1c2
Product: ATPase H+ transporting V1 subunit C2
Exons: 12
Coding region: 1-1143 (380 amino acids)
Biological process (GO): proton transmembrane transport
Cellular component (GO): vacuolar proton-transporting V-type ATPase, V1 domain; lysosomal membrane
Molecular function (GO): proton-transporting ATPase activity, rotational mechanism
Source: RefSeq, a predicted model, not a curated record
AUGAUGGAGUUCUGGUUGAUUUCAGUUCCUCUGGAUAAAGUCAGCUGUCAGUCUUUAGAGAAACUCAAACGGGUCUCAGCCAAAACAAGUCUGACCAUGAGCUCCAGAUUUCACAUCCCAGAGCUGAAGGUAGGAACGCUGGAUGUGCUGCUGGGGGUCUCUGAUGACCUGUCCAGACUGGACUCAUAUACAGAGGGCGUGUUGCGUCAGACCUCUCAGUGUUUGGGUGAGGUGAUGGAAGAGUUCAGUGGAAAACUCCUGGAGAGCAUGCUGGCCAACGGAGUGGAUUUGGCAACAUAUGUGACCAGAUUUCAAUGGGACAGAGCCAAAUACCCCACUGCACAGCCUCUGAAAACCCUCGCUGACAUCAUCUCCAAACAAGUUUCUCAGGUGGACACCGAGUUGAAAUCCCGCAGAGCAGCUUACAGUCAUGUGAAAGCCAGUAUUCAAAGCUUUGAGCGAAAAACUGAGGGAAGCUUGCAGACCUGUGCGUUGAGCAACAUUGUGAAAAAGGAAGACUUGGUUUUGAAUUCAGAGUACCUCACGACAUUGAUAGUUGUGGUGUCCAGAAUGGCAUAUGGACUAUGGGAGAAGACAUAUGAGUCGAUGUCAAAGUUUGUGGUUCCUCGUUCCAGCAGGAAAUUGGUUGAGGAUGCAGAUGCAGGGAUUUUCACAGUAACCCUGUUUAAGAAUGUCAUUGCCGAAUUCAAAUCCAAUGCCAAAAAGCACAAGUUUACAGUGCGAGAAUACAACCUGGAUGAAGCUGAGAAGCAAAAGCAGGAGAUAGGCCGUCUCACUGUGGAUAAGAAGGAACUGUAUAGAACUUUUGUGUGCUGGCUAAAGGUAAAUUUCAGUGAGAUCUUUGUAGCCUGGAUUCACAUCAAGGUCCUCCGUACAUUCGUUGAGUCAGUCCUCAGGUACGGUCUGCCGGUCAGUUUCCAAGCUAUUUUGCUACAACCCACUAAGAAGAGUAGGAAGCAGCUAAGGCAGCAGCUCAACUCUUUAUUCAAACACCUCGACCCAGCAGCUGCAACCGGUAAAGCAGAUGUGGGGCUUGAUAUCCCAGAUGGAAACACCAGCCAGCAGGAAUAUUACUCCUACAUCUGUUAUCCUAUCAAAAUUCAUUUAGUGGAUCCAAGUUAAUGCUAAAUCAUAGAAUAACCUCAUUUGGCCCUUUUUUUUUUUUGCAUCUUGCAGAUUUAAAUAAACCCUGACAAACAAAUGGAAGACAUGGUUAUUGAGUGUGAACUUUAUGACCUGUCAUAUUUGAAGUUCUGAAGACAGAUACAUUUACUUGGGAACUACAAUUUUUGUUGC